Echinostoma caproni is the source of this 222-nucleotide messenger RNA. The record is from the annotation of a GenBank genome assembly. Lineage: Eukaryota; Metazoa; Platyhelminthes; Trematoda; Plagiorchiida; Echinostomatidae.
AUGGCCAAUAACGGACCGGAUUCGAACGGGUCUCAGUUUUUCAUUACCUAUAGCAAACAGACCAUGCUAGACAUGAAAUACUCCAUUUUUGCCAAGGUUAUCGAUGGCUGGAACGUGUUAGAUGAACUGGAACGUGCCCCGGUGGAGGAGAAAACCUAUCGACCGUUGACUGACAUUCACAUUCAGAAUGUGACAAUCCACGCGAAUCCGUUUGCCGAAUAA